Molecule: messenger RNA, 3696 nt
Organism: Ostrea edulis (European flat oyster)
Lineage: Eukaryota; Metazoa; Mollusca; Bivalvia; Ostreida; Ostreidae
Product: bifunctional methylenetetrahydrofolate dehydrogenase/cyclohydrolase, mitochondrial-like
Exons: 7
Biological process (GO): tetrahydrofolate interconversion
Cellular component (GO): mitochondrion
Molecular function (GO): methylenetetrahydrofolate dehydrogenase (NAD+) activity; methenyltetrahydrofolate cyclohydrolase activity; methylenetetrahydrofolate dehydrogenase (NADP+) activity
Source: RefSeq, a predicted model, not a curated record
UUCAAAUCGAUAUAUAUUCAUCCAGAAAAUCCAUCCUGCCUACUUUUACCUUUCCCAGAAGGGAUAUCUGCCAGGAUGACAGUGGCGGCAGUUGGACGAACAUGUUUUAAACAUUUGCUGUCCUCUUAUAACAGACAUACUGUUUUAAACAAGAGAUUUAUAUCUGCCAAAGUAAUUGAUGGGAGCAAGUUAGCUAAGGAAAUCAAAGAUGAAGUGAAAUUUGAAAUUGAGAAAAUAGUGAAGGCAGGAAGACGCAAUCCAACAUUAUCUGUUGUACAAGUUGGUGAUGAUCCUGCCAGCAAAACUUACAUUAAAAACAAAAUCAAAGCCUGCCAAUAUACAGGAAUUGAUAGCAGAUCAAUACAUUUACCUGAGAAAGUGGAGGAAGAUGAACUUUUGAGAGUUAUUCGUGAAUUAAAUAGCGAUGACUCUGUGGAUGGUAUUUUAGUACAACUCCCGGUUCCGGAUCACAUAACAGAGAGAAGAGUGUGUAAUGCUGUGGAUCCUAGCAAAGAUGUAGACGGAUUUAAUGUAGUCAAUGUUGGAAGGUUCUGUUCAGACCAAAUGACAUUCAUUCCAGCCACCCCAGCUGGAGUUAUGGAAAUGCUGAGGAGAUCUGGUAUUGAAACCUUUGGGAAAAAUGCUGUUGUCUGUGGAAGAUCUAAAAAUGUGGGCAUGCCUCUGGCCAUGUUACUUCAUGCAGAUGGAAUAUACGAAACAAAAGCCGGUGAUGCCACUACAACUAUAUGUCACAGAUAUACACCACCAGAUCAACUGAGUGUUUUUACAAAAAUAGCAGACAUCAUAGUUUCAGCAACGGGAAUACCAAAACUCAUUACAGGAGACAUGAUCAAAGAGGGCGCCACUGUUAUCGAUGUCGGAAUCAACAGGAUCAAAGAUGAAGAAACUGGAAAGACAAAACUUGUAGGAGAUGUAGAUUUUGAGGAUGUAGCCAAUAAGGCUGGCUUCAUUACCCCAGUGCCAGGAGGAGUGGGACCAAUGACCGUAGCAAUGCUGACCAAAAACACACUGAUGGCAUACAAGAGGGAGUAUAGAUUUGAUUAGGGUUGUACUCUGUGGAUCAGUGAGACUUUGUAUGCCAUUACAAAUGAGGUUGUGCCAUUUUCUGAAGUUGACCUGCAGCUGUUGAAGAGAUUUUUUUUCGUUUUUCUUUCUUUUUGUUUUACAAUUGUUGAAGCGUGUUUGUAAAUUCAAACUUUAUUUGUUUUUGGGAUGAGUGGGGGAUUUUUUGGUCUGUCUAAAUUUUACUGGUUUCUACUGCACUCUGUCAUAAUAUAGAAUUGAAUUUUAGAAACCAUGAAAGUGAAACAGAAUUUCAAUUUUUUUUGGGUCAAUGUUCUUAUUUGUUGUGGUGUUGCCAAAUGCAGUGUUUUAUGGGAUGUUGGUGCUUUUAAAAAAUGACGAUUUCAAGCUCUUUUAUAAACAGGAUGAGUCUUAUGUUUGCAGUUUACUGAUAUAAAAUGACAGUUUUUAAAGAUUAAGCCCUUAUUCUGACCCACUGAUUUUCACACUACUGAACAAGGUGUGUGGAGCUGGCUGUCAAGUCAGUUCCUUUGGUCUGUUACAACAUCUCCUCUCGAGUCACAUUGAGAUAAUUAUGACCUAUGAACAAUCAGCUGGUCACAAUUGUGGGACUCGGCUUUACCUCCAUCUUAUCUUUUGAGCUACACAAGAUAGAGACUUCAUAUUUGUUAAACUGAAAGGUCAAGUUAAAGCUUUACUUUGGGUCAAGUUGAAGAUCAAAUGUCAAGGCCUUUACUAAAAUAAAACUUAGCCACAUUCAUGAGCAUAGUGUUUCAAAAACUUGGCUUGAAUCUGAUUUACUCACAUGAACCGUAGGCUCAUGAGGGUGGGGUCACAAUAGGAAUUUUAAGUUUUACAAAGGAUUAUAUAGGAAAAUUCUUCCCACGGACCACAGGUCUACAGAUGCCAGUAUCCUCAUGUAGUGAAGAUUCACAUCUGUUCAAACCAUGGUCCCCGGAGUCAAAUUGGGACAGCAGGUUCUGUCAACCAACCUUUGCCCUACAAGUAUGUCUGUCUGAUAUAAACCCUUUCACAUUUUAUUUUCUUGAGAGGGAGAAAAACUUGGCCCUUUUAAAACAAUAAAGAUGCAAAGCAUCCUUGGGUAAUGUGAGCUCAAGUUCAAUGAAGAACCCCUUCCAAGGAGAGAUAAUCAGGAAACUGUAUAAAUAGGGAAAAUCUUCUAAAGAACCAAGCAUUCAGAUAAGUGUCCUCAUAUACAUCAUGUAACAUAGAUAUAAUAUUGUUAAAAUGGUGGACCUCUGUCAUCAUCAUAGGGGGGGCUGGCUACAAUUUGUCAAAUUGCUAUGAAAGCUUACUCGUACUUUUAUAGUAUAGAUUUAAUUUGUUCAGUUAGUUGACUCUGGUGAGUGUUGUGGCCCAUGGGCUUCUAGUAAAAUAUUUUUUCUCGAUAAUAACCCUAUGUCCUGUCUAGUUUUCCUGGGAAAGACAUUUCAAGAAUCUCAAUAUUUUAUACAAAAAGAUACUCAGUCUUACAAUGCAUAUUAACUGUUAUUGAGCAAUGUACUAGUAUGUUCUUCAUUUUUUUUCUUUUUUUUUUUUUUUGAACAAAAUCAUCUUGGUAUAGAUUUUGUUUGUGAAUUUAGUUACUUGUAUUUUUAAUUCAUUUUGCAACAUGCAUAUGUGCAAGUAAAAUUUAAGUACAGUGUAGAAUGUGCCUUAUAAGAAUUAUUUGACAAAGAACAAGAACAUUCUGACAAAUGGAAAGACACCAAGUCUUUUAUUUUAUGGUGUUUUUCUUACCAUAAGUGUUUUUAGAAGAACAAAAUGCAUGUUAAAUAGUUUCAAAUGAACAAAGCUUUAUGCUGCUGUAGUGAAAUAUAGAAUUUUAAUAUCUGGGGUAAAUAAAGUAAAAUUGUUGAAAAUAUGUGGUGAAUAGAUAUACAUAUGUACAGAUGACAAUGAUUGAGUGAAGGGACAGCAGGUGCUAUGGAAAACAAGCAUUAUAGACUGAAUGUGAUUGCUAUUUAGUAUUGUGAUUCACAAUACUCUCAGGAAUAUGGAUGCCAAAAGGAGCCUUUUCUCAACUCCUCCAAAUGAUUUUACAUCAAUGACAAUGUAAUACAUUUAGUACAUUUAGUCAGGUCUUUCUAUUUUCAAGCAUUGCUUUCCCAUCCUAUCUGUUUUCAGUUAUUAAAGUUUUAAACUUCAGACAAAAUAAUAAAAGAGACUUAUUGUUUCAAAAUACUAGUAAGAGAUAAGGAUUACUAAUUGCAUGUGGUUUACAUGAGGAGAUCGGUAUCUGUUGACGUGGUAAAAUAUUUUUAAUUCAAAUGAAAGAAAGCUUUUUUUGUUCAGUUUUUUCUUAAAGUUACAAAGAAGAACUUUGUAUUUAUUCCCCUGUCAUGUGUAGUUUUAUGCGUAGAAUAUGAAUUGCACGUUUCAUAAUAAAUAAUGUAAUGUUACAUGUUCAAGUAUGUAUAUGCCUGACAAAAGAAUUUUGAUAUUGAUAAAAACAUAUGGAAAGUGUUAUUUCAAUUUCAUUGAUCUGAACAUAUCUUAUUGUAUAUAAUGUAUUUAAGUACACACAAGAAGACAAAAUGUGUGUGAUGUUCAUGGAAACCUUGUACAAAUGAAGUUUUAAAGUCAAAGGUCAAUUCUAAUCUUUGGAAUAAAUUUUUAACUGUACUAGUU